GAUGGAUGUGCUUUUAAAUUACAAUAUUUAUGUUCCUGCUACUGUGUUAUCUUCAUUUCUAAUUUUGUUUUUGUGGCUGUUUGAGAUAAGUUUUUUGCUUUUGUUUUCGUCAUUGGUUGCAUUCUCUAUUGGAUUUUUAAUUUGCCGUGUUCUACUUCAAAACCCACAAUAUUGCAUUUGGUUACAACAUGUUUUUGCUAACAUUAUUUAUGAAGAUAAAGAACUUGUGGAGGAUAUGAAGGAAAAAUUAGAGGUUGACAACGAGCACUUACUUAAAAACCUAAAUGAUAGUAAAGAGACCGAGGAACCAACAAUUAGACCUUGGGAUCGGCUCAAACUUGAUGAAAAUUUCAAUAAUGAAUUGGAUGAAUUUUUUAAAACUUUGGUCAUAAAUUAUGUUAAUAGUUGGUUUGUUUUUUAUUUUCUUUUUCAAUUAUUUUUUAAUAAAUCCGCAAAUUUUGUCCGCAAAAAUUUUUGCGGAUAA
Messenger RNA from Meloidogyne enterolobii, 484 nucleotides. The record is from the annotation of a GenBank genome assembly. NCBI's taxonomy places the organism in Eukaryota, Metazoa, Nematoda, Chromadorea, Rhabditida, Meloidogynidae.